CUCAUUCACUUGCGGCCAAUAGGAACAGGCACUGCGGUUUUGUGUGUCGGACUACCCACUGACAGACGACGCCCAUCUAGGCCCCCUGUGUGUGUUCUGAGUAAGUCGGAAGUGGAGGAGUUUGUUGUGCACACAGAAGAUAUCCGCGCAGUUUGUUCAAAUUUCGGCGGGUUUGCUGCCUUCCCGUUUGAUCUGAUAACAGCAAACAUGGAGCGGUAGUGAUGGCGGAAGAACCGCCCGCUCGAGGAACCUUACGAUCCCGCCUGAAAGAGUCGGACGGCGUGGGGUCGGGGCGAUGGAGCCUGGACUUGUCGGGGCAGUACCUCGCGGCGCUCCCGCCGGAACUCGGGGACAUUACCGAGCUGGUCGUCCUGGACGUUUCGCGGAACAGAUUAGAGUCGUUUCCGGCCAGCACCAGCCAACUCUCGGCCCUUGCAGAGCUCAACGCCGCUCACAACAUCCUGGUUCAAGUUCCGCCCGAAGUUCACCAGAUGUCAAUGCUGGCAUGUCUGAACCUAUCCUGUAACAGACUGACCAGCCUCCCAGAUGAAGUCACACAGCUGGGCUUGCUGCGGAGACUGGUUCUGGAUAUGAACAAACUGACCACUCUUCCUGAAGGGAUCAGCCAGUUGUCGUCUCUGGAAGAGUUGAACGUUGGAGGAAACAACCUCAGCUAUCUGCCAGAGGGUAUCAGUAAGCUGACCAAGCUGAAACGCCUGUGUGCAGACAGUAACGUGCUGACAGCCUUCCCAGGACAGGUUCUACAGUUGAGUGGUCUUGAGGAGCUCCUGUUGAACCAUAACCGCCUGUCUGACCUGACGGACAACCUGGGGCAGAUGACUGGGCUGAAAACCCUCCGGCUCAACAGUAACCGUAUCCAGACCCUGCCAGACUCCGUACUACGCCUGAGUCAGCUGGAGGAGUUGGACGUACAGAACAACCAGCUGGGAGCCCUGCCCCUGGGCGUCGGCACGCUGCCACGCCUAGCAACCCUACACGUCAGUAACAACCCCCUCGUGCAGCCCCCUCCCUCUGUGUGUGGGAUGGGCAUAGAGGCCAUCAGGAGGUACCAGGAUGACCUUGCCAGUGCCACCACUGCCGUGCCCCACAGACUGAAGGUCGUGUUGGUGGGUCCUGCUGGAGGGGGCAAGUCUACCCUCGUCAGGGCUCUCAUAGGGGGCAACCACAAGAAUGAUGUGGUGGCGACCCACUGUGCUGACAUUGUGCCCUGGAACAGUGAUGAUAAUGUGGAGUUCUCCCUGUACGACACCAGCGGGAGGGGGGUGUACCAGGCCUGGCACUCCUGGAUGUUCACACCUGAUGCGCUCUACCUGCUGACCUUCAACUUGUAUGACCUUGAUCCUGAAAGCUCUCAACAAGAUGUGGAAUACUGGCUGGACUUCCUCAAUGCGAAGGUACCGGGGGCUCCAGUGUGCAUGGUGGGGACCCACACAGAUGAGUUCACCGCAGCACUGCGAGCCAAGAAGGUGGCACGGAAGUGUAAGGACCUGUCUGAGAUGGCACAGAAGUGGAGCCAGGACAGGGGAAGAGACAUAGAGGCAGAAUGUGAAGUGAUCCAAGGAGCACUAGCCAUCAAAGAGAGCACCAGUAAGGAACCUGUACACCCCCUGAGUGGAGUGGGCCUGUCCGCUCUGCAGAGGAGACUGAAACACCUACAGAAACUGAAGGAGACAAGAAUACAGGUGUGGGAGGAGAUUGUCCCCGUGUCGGCCACCACCAUGUCAGGCAUCCCGGACCUGCGAGCCUGCCUGGUGACCGCGGCCAGCAACUCUACGGUGUUCCCAUCGCGACCCCGCAUGACCUCCGUGCCCCUGUCGUGGCUGACCCUGGAGAAACUCCUUCAGCAGCAGCCUGAGUUCUGGAUGAGGAGGGAGGACUGCGGGCGGCUGGCAGUGCAGGCUGGGGUGCCUGCUGAGCAGGUGCCUCAGGUAUUAGAGCACCUGCAGGCGGUGGGUUCCAUCGUGAUGAUCACCCCACACCAUGGCGAGGAGAAGGUGGCGCCCAACCCCGGCCGGCUGCUGGCGUUCCUCUGCACGCUGGUGAACCACGACACGGAGGCGUGGCUGAAGGAGGAGAGCGCUCGCUUCCAGAACUUCUCCAAGGUGCAGUACCUGGAGGCACGGAGCGACCUGCUGCAGCAUGGCGUCAUGAGUCACAGCAUGCUGUGUGCCCUGACUGCCAAGUACACCCGCACGACCCAGGACCAGGUCGACGCCCUGGAGCUCCUGCGAGGCCUGGGGCUGAGCUACUCCGUCAGGAAAACUCCGCAGAGAAAGGACCAGAACUCCAACCACAAGAACAGUGGCAAUGACUGGCAGCACUGUUUUCCUGUGUACUGCCGGGACUCGCUGCCAUCAGAAGUCGGCAUGCGCUGGGUCCCGCUCCCGCCAGUCAACACAGACCAGCUGGAGGUGGGCUGUCACCUGCCCUUCUGCCCACCUGGCCUCUUCUCUCACCUGCGCGUGGCGGCCUACAGACACCUGGGCACCGAGCGGGUGGACUGGCAGACAGGUGUGCUGACUCAGGUGGCAGACAGGUUACUCAUACUUCAGAAAAACAGCACCAAAGAUGGAAGCCAUAUCACGGUGGCGAGCCGUGCGUGUGGGGAGGGGAGGUCCUCCCUGUGGCAGGUGGUUCUACCUGUGGCGGACAUCCUGUCCCAGGUGCUGCAGUGCUGGCCUGGCCUGAGACAUCACCUGUAUGUCACCUGUGCUCACUGUCUCCGCAAGGGGGUCACCAAUCCUCACAGGUUCUCUGGGCUGUUGCUGCUGACUACCCCUCCCCCUGGGAUCACACUACUGGACUGUCCCUCCACACAGGGGGCACAGACUGUGCAGGCACAGCUCGUCUAUCCUCCACACAGGGACCCAGACCAAAAGAUGGACUCCGUUCUGGAGGUGGUUGCCACCAAGCUGGAGCUGCGGGACUGGCGCAGGUUGGGGCGCACGUUCGGGAUGACGGACGCGGAGCUGGACGACAUCAGGUACGACUUCUCGGACGUCCAUGAACAGAAGUACCAGCUCCUGUGGAUGUGGAGGAGGAGGAGGCGGAGUAUCGCCACGGCGAAGAGACUGGUGUCCGCCCUGAAAGAGAUAGAGCUACACGAUCUGGCCGAUGCGGUCAGGGAAACCCUGGGAUACAAACCAGCCAAUCAAACAGCUAGCUAACCUGUCAGUCACAACAAACAGCCAAUCAGAUGUCAGGUAUUCCUGGAAUACAAACCAGCCAAUCAAAUAGUCUAGCUAAUGUGUCAGCCAAUCAGAUGUCCAGCUAACUUGUUGGUCACAACAAACAGCCAAUCAGAUAUCAGGGUAUUCCUGGGAUACAAACCAGCAAAUCAAAAUCUCGCUAACUUGUCAGUCACAACAAAAAGCCAAUCAGAAGUCCAGCUUACCUGUCGGUCACAAAACCCAGCCAAUCAUAUCAAAGUAUUCCUGGGGAUACAAACAAGUCAAUCAAACAGCUUGCCUGUCAAUCACGACAACCAGCCAAUCAAAUAUCCAGCUAUUAAACCUGUCAAUCAUAAACAACCAUGUCUACCUUAUUAGGAAGGUGAAAUCGUUCUUGGGUGGUGGACAUAUCAGCAAAGCUUGCAAAUGUUCCAAAUGCCAGUAGAUUGUGCAGAAAGUUUUAUAGCUUUUGAAGGACUCAAUAAUCUUUUUCUAUCGGUGCUUGCUGCUAAGUUUAUCAGACAUCUUUGAUAUCAGGGUCAUAUCUAGAGGCUUCUAUAGUGAUAUAUAUUGACUUGAGCUGUCUCACACAGUAGUCUAAGAUGUAUUCUACAAAUUAGUGGACUUCAAAAGCAGCUGGCAUGUAAAUAGUUGCAGGUGACAAGGAGUAUGUGCCUUGUCUUUGCUGUACAGGUAGAUUUGGUCUCCUAAAAGUAUGAGAUUUGGGAGGGAAGACCAUAUAUGAGCGAUCAUGUUACCAUCAUGUAGUGAUAGGCAAAAAGGAGGUGGUAAGCAAAAGAUUGAUUUUUUUUGCCUACCAGUUAUCAGGUACCCUGGAUGUAAACAAUGCAGAGAUUGCUAGUUUGAGAGAAACAGCAGGAAGUAAGAGUUGACUGGCUGUUGAGGACAGACUGUAAGCCAGUGUUUGUUGUCUUCGCAGCAAUGUGACUUUUACAUGUUUGUUUGUUUGUUUGUUUGUGCCUUUAUUUCAACUGCAACAUGUGGAACUACUUUUCUCCUGGGAUAAAUAUUUUUUUAUUUGGCAUACAUGUAACAUGCUAUGUUGGUAAUUUAACUCCAAGGGCUAUCUAACUAGCUGGUGAUUGGUUUAUUUUUGUCACUGCCUUUGUUAAGCAAAAUUUGACUUUUUAUGAGUUUUUAGCAAAGCCAUUGCAUUGACAAUGUGGUGCUUGUGAGAACAUGGGGUAUGCAACAUUAUUUUAGGAUCCUAAAUAUCUAUAGCAAAGUGUGCAAAACAUCUAUAGCAAAGUGUGCAAAUCAUGCAGGUGUACUAACAUCAUCCUAAAUAAUAAGCACAGUCUAGAUUUUUUAUUUGUUGUAAGUAACAAAACAGUUGCUAUCUGAUUGAAAAGGUUACGUGACUGUAUGUAUCACAGUAGGCAAUACCAUUCCAGGGAAAUAAAGAGAGAAACAUUUUACUUCUGAAUGAGAAAUCUGCAGCAAUGAAGAGUUAGCCAUGUACAAGAUUCGAGCAGUCCAAACAAGGCAAACCAAAGUGUCUGUCAAGUGUUUCUACUAGAAAGACCAAACUGUGGAAGGGCUAAGUUUUGUACCUAAUUGAUGUCUAGUCAAAUAGAAGUGAGUUCUGUUCAGCCAUGGUUAUUGAAUGUUAUAAAUAUUGUUUUAGCUUCUCAGUAUAGAGGUAGAAGGGUUUCAUCUUUGUUGCUUUUUAUUUUAAGUAUUAACAUUGCAAUGUUGAGGUAAAAGGGUGCAAAUGAUUUUAUUUUUGGUGUGAUAACUUUUUUGUAUGUGUGCUGCUGAUGCUGGUGAUGCGUUCACUUCUGCUGCAAAUCACCAAAGUUGCCUCUUUGCUGAGGGUUUUGCUCAAUUUUGAGUGUGUAUAGAGUCUACGCUUUAAGCAGAAUGAAGUGGUCCAAUUAAGAGAUGCUAUGCAUUUGAUGUUUCUGACCAAGCUGAACUCAUGGACAUGUGAAAUUGUUGGGAGCAAAAUGUACAAAAUGCAUUCCUUUAAAGUAUAGCCAGGGUGUAAUAACAUCCUUUUUUCUGCCAUGUAUGUUUUUACAACAAUCUGGCAAUGUUGAGACUUGUAUCUUCUCACAUUUACAAUAAUUGUGUAAGCACCUCUUCAUUAUUGGGGAUUUAGUUACAUUGUCAGGUGCAAUGAUUUCUCCACAUUGUACACAGUAUAAUGUAGUUUACGGUGACAUAUCCUAAUCAUGGCUUGGCUAUUGUGUUCAUCUUCAUUUAUCUGCUGGGUUACAAAUAUUUGUGAAGUGCAUUAACUAGAGGAAGAUCUCUUUCGACGCAUUUUUACACGGUGGCAGAACUACAGUUGUAUGUGACCUGUCGGAAUUAUGUAAGUAGACGUUAGAUUUUAGUAGAUGCAUGACAUCAUAUUAAGUGGAAAUCUCUGCACUCAGUCUAGAAUAUAGCAAAGUUGAGGAUAUUACUAUAAUGUCCUGGGCACUUUAAGUAUAAACUGAGGUUAAGUGAUAGAACCACUUAAAUGUAUCCAAAAUACUAUUCUAGUCUUCUCACUCUGCCUUGUAUUGUCCUUGAUAUACAGCAAAGAUCAGCUGAUGGGUGUCAGUGCCUUGGGUUUUAAGGUGGAAACUGUAUAGUCAUUUUUUUAUGAGAACAUUGUUUUCAGUAUUCUUAAUAAUGAUAUACUUCUGCACCAUGCAGAAGUUUUGAAUUUGAGUUGUACAUAGGGCUAGCUGAGUUAUGUUGAAUGUUGUGCAAAAUCAUGUUGAAGAAAGACUGCCGUGAUGUUUCAGUAGAGAUGUCUCACCUUUCCCAUGGGCUUUGUUAAAGGAGGGAAUAAAAACUUGUGAAAUCAGUUUCA
Messenger RNA from Branchiostoma floridae (Florida lancelet), 6018 nucleotides. Its product is annotated as malignant fibrous histiocytoma-amplified sequence 1 homolog. The record is from RefSeq and is a predicted model, not a curated record. Lineage: Eukaryota; Metazoa; Chordata; Leptocardii; Amphioxiformes; Branchiostomatidae. The transcript is spliced from 16 exons. Bases 222 to 3188 code for a protein of 988 amino acids. Gene Ontology annotation, molecular function: protein binding. Gene Ontology annotation, biological process: signal transduction.